Molecule: messenger RNA, 1702 nt
Organism: Lolium perenne
Lineage: Eukaryota; Viridiplantae; Streptophyta; Magnoliopsida; Poales; Poaceae
Cellular component (GO): membrane
Source: RefSeq, a predicted model, not a curated record
UCUCUCCGGCUACAAAUCUUGUUCCUCCGGGUGGACGGGUGGAGGUUCUCGUCUGCGGAGAGGCUGUUCCCGCGGAUGAGGAGGGGAUCCUGACCCUUGCCGCCGGGCUCCGUCCGUUCCCUUCCCGGAUCCUCGCCGCCGCCGCCGGCGUGCCGGGAUGGGUUUGUUGAUCUGCCUCUGCCUCCUCCAGCUCCUCCUCCUGUGCCCCUCCCGAGCAGCCGCGCAGCCGCCGCCGUCCGCUCGUACCCUCGACGCAAUGCUGCAGGACUACGCGUACCGGGCCUUCCUCCGCCCGCGCACCGGCAUUGUCUACAACGCCACGCUGCCCGCCGACCUCGCCGCCGGCGUCGCGGUCUCGGGAGUCCGCCUGCGCAGCGGCAGCCUGCGGCGGAAGGGCUUCCCGGGCUACUUCGAGUUCGCCAUCCCGGCCGGCGUCAUCGUGCAGCCCUACGUCGAGCGGGUUGUGCUCGUCUACCACAGCCUCGGCCUGGGCGGCGGCGGCCUGCCCCAGAGGUACUACCCGCUGCCCGGGUACACCUACCUCGCGCCCGUCCUCGGCCUGCUCUUCUACGACGCCGCCAACCUGUCCGCGGUGGGGCUGCCCGAGCUCAGCGUCGUCGCGUCGGGGAGCCCCAUUUCCGUCAGCUUCAGCAAUGUCAGGGCCGUGCCGCCGGGCAGUCCGGCGCCGCAGUGCGUGUGGUUUGAUCUCGAUGGGGUGCCGCAGUUCCGGGACCUGGAGGCCAACAACGUCUGCUCGACGUAUCGCCGGGGCCACUUCUCCAUUGUGGUCAACUCUAGCGAGCUUGCUCCUGCUCCGGCGCCUUCAGGCGCAAUCGCCCCGCCGAUACCGUCUGACGGUGGCAAUGCUAAGGGCCGUAAAGACGCAUGGAAGAUUGCCGUCGGCGUUGUUGGGGGAGUCAUCGCAUUGGGGCUGUUGGCUACGCUUCUGGUCUGCUGCGUCAGAUAUAAAAGGGAGAAGAGGAUGGCGGCCAUGGAACGGAAUGCAGAGGUCGGGGAGACUUUGCGCAUGGCGCAGGUUGGCCGGUCGCAAGCGCCUGUAGCGUAUGGGACGCGGACGAAACCUGUGAUCGAGAGCGAGUAUGUUGCAUAGUUCAUUUUUGGUUUUCUGCGGAGUUCAGGCAACAACAACAACAACAGCAAAGGCUCUAUGGUUAUGCCCUGAGACAUGGAAAUGCCGAUCGGUCAGAGAAAACAUUCCAUUUCAAUGAUGGUGCUGUGGAUUGCUAGAUUUAGGGCUCAGUUUCUGCUCCUUGUGGGUUUGCACAUUCUUUGGAGGUCUGUUUAGAAGUUUGAUUGUUCUGCAAUGGUUACUGGUCAUGUUCAUAGUUGCCAUGUUCUUAGUGGGGGUUCAUCUCCAAGCAAGCAAUGGAGAAGAGAUAUUUAUCAUGUCAGAUUUGGAAUCCCUCGAUUAUUUUUUCAUUGUUGUGUUCAAAAGGAACUGGGCCUGGCAAUAAAGCUGAGGUAAUAUUCAUUGCACAUGACAUCCUGAUGAUCCAGUGAAAUUCAUACAAGUUUCAAUUCAACCCCAUUUUGGCUACUCCUGUUUAGACACCUGCUUAAUGUGAUGUACUCCUACAACUGUACAUGUCCACUCGAUUUAGUUUGGUUUGGUUUAACUCAUCUGCUUAUUUGAAUUUGUCACCUGUUAAUUGUUAUAACAUGCAGUUUGUGUGCAAUCAGA